UUUCAAGAUUUUAUUUUCAAUUAAAAAAAUAUAUUAAAUAAAAUUCCGGACAAAUCAACAUGUCUUGUAAUAAGAACCGGAGGGAGUAGAAAAAGAGAGCAAAGAAUAAUAUAAUUUAUAUAUACACUGUGAGCGCUACAUCCACCGGAAAAGGAUAACUGAAGCAUGCAAGAUUAGUAGAAGUCGAUCCACAAUCUGUGAGGGGAAAAAAAAAAAGAGCUGAAAAUCCAACUUUUAUUUGAUUAUUAUUGAUCGGCUAUGGGUUCGAAUGGGGAAUCCGGCAAGCUUCCCUUCAUAGAAAUCACCGAAGAAAGCAUGAAUCCUAGUUCAAAUUCUUGGCUACCGACAGCCCACAAGGUCCGGCGUGCUCUCGAAACAAAUGGGUGUUUUCUGGCAAAGUACAAUCAACUUUGCCCGGAAUUACAUGAUAAAAUGUUCAAACUCUCCGAGGAGUUAUUCCAACUUCCAACUGAGGUCAAACUCAAAAAUACUUCUAGCAUACUUGGGUUUGGCUAUGGCUCUAAUUUUUCGUUUAUGCCCCUGGUCGAGUACUUUGGCCUUGAAGGUGGAGCAACUCUUGGAGCAACCAAGGAAUUCACUAACCUCAUGUGGCCAUCUGGAAAUGAUAAUUUCUGUGAUACCACAUAUGCAUACUCGAAGCUGCUGUCGGAAUUGGAUCAUGGGGUAAUGAGAAUGGUGUUUGGAAGCUAUGGAGUUGACAAUAAGUAUUGUGACCAGCUGCUCAAUUCUUCGUUUUAUCUGAUGAGGUUUCUGAAGUAUCGAACGCCAAAAGUGGAUGAGAUUAAUCUUGGUCUUCUUCCUCACGUUGACAAGAAUUUCUUGGGCAUAAUUGAUACUAAUAAAGUCCCCGGGUUGGAAAUUCAGAUGAAAGAUGGCCAAUGGAUUACCUGUCAGCCAUCACCUACUACACCUUCAACUUUCUUAGUUAUUGCAGGGGAACCAUUUCAGUGAAAGUAAUCGAUAUCGUCAGUAAAACAUUGUUGGACUAAUUACAGGCAUGGAGCAAUGGAAGAAUCUUUGCACCGCUGCAUAAGGUGGUGAUUACAGGAACUGAAGAGAAGUACACAAUUGCACUGUUUUCCUUCAUGCGUGAAAAGAUCAAAGUUCCAGAAGAGUUGAUUUAUCAUGAGGAGAAUCCCCUGAAAUUCAAGGAAUUCAAUCACUUGGACUUUCUUGAGUUUGUGAGAUCAGGUGGAAGAUCCAAAGUCCCCCGUCUGAUUGUACCUUUCUGUGGUGUUUAAUUUGAUUCCCCAAAUAACUAAGGGUACGUUUGUUUUGUUUUUAGCGUGUAUUUUUAGGUAUUUUUUGUAUUGAAAAUGUAAAAAAUUGUAUUAGAAAUAUAAAAAGUAAUGCUGGGAUGAGAUAAUUACUAUUAAAAUAAUCUGAAAAAACCAUCCAAAAAAUCAAACAAACAGACCCUAAAUGGAUCUUAUAUAUGACAUACAACUUAAUAUCAUAGUAUAUCCCGUGUCCAUUUUGUUUAAUCAAGUUCAGUACUUCAUGCAUUUUAUCAUCAGUUAGUUAUGUUUUGUGAAGUGUUGGGGUAAUACUCCAAAAAUGCUAAAUCAACGAAAUACUUGAGUUGCAAAAAAUUGCACUGUUCUAAAGAAACUGUUUCGAUAUAAUGAAAUAUUUUUCAAAGAUAAAACAAGCCUUCCUCUUUUAAGUUUAGAGGGCACAGAACCUAACAAGUAUAUAGAUCAAAUAUUUGUAAAACUAUUUGAAAGUAAAGAGAAAGAAAACCAAAAUUAUUUACUCCUGAGGAGUGAUUUAAAGUUUGAAGGAAAAGUGAGAAAUGAGUU
This is a messenger RNA of Oldenlandia corymbosa var. corymbosa, 1823 nucleotides long. The record is from the annotation of a GenBank genome assembly. NCBI's taxonomy places the organism in Eukaryota, Viridiplantae, Streptophyta, Magnoliopsida, Gentianales, Rubiaceae.